This is a messenger RNA of Drosophila miranda, 805 nucleotides long. RefSeq names its product RCC1 domain-containing protein 1-like. The record is from RefSeq and is a predicted model, not a curated record. The transcript is spliced from 2 exons. Lineage: Eukaryota; Metazoa; Arthropoda; Insecta; Diptera; Drosophilidae. The coding region runs from base 460 to 690 and encodes 76 amino acids.
CGAUCGAGUAUUUGAACUAGUUUUAAAAUAUUUUGUUUGUUUGUUUUGUCGAGUUUGUUGUCGUCUCCUCUGGGCUGAUGACCGACAGCAUAGCAAGGCGUACUCUUAAACAGUCUUCAAAGUUAUUUAGUUCUACGACACACACAUUGCGGUCCGCCUCAGCAGAUGGAUCCCUGUGCCUGUGCCCAGAAUGUCGCGGCUCCGCGCGUACUGGAGUCCGAUUCCACAGGAGGGCGAGGCAUGAGUUCAAUAUCUUCUUGUUGCUGCAGAGCGCCUCCCGGCUGCUGGGUUUUUGCAAUGAUUAAAAUGACCUUCAUUCCCUGAUGACAGACAGUCACUGGAAAACGGUCAAACUGGUCAAAAGACCAGUCCAACGCCUUCCUCUUCGAGGAGGACGUGCGGCAGCUGGCCGUCGGCAGGACCCACAAUGCGGCGCUGCUCCGCAACAACGAGAUCCUCAUGUGGGGCCGCAACUGCUACGGACAGCUGGGCACGGGCUCGAUCAGCGAGCAGCAGGCGGUGCCCCAGCCACUGAGCCUCCGACUGCCCGACGGCCAGACGCCUGCUCGCGUGCACAUGGGGGCAGAGCACGGCCUGCUGCGGACUACAGCCGGCGAGAUCUACACCUGGGGCUGGAACGAGCACGGAAACUGUGGCAACAACAGUACAGAGAAUGUAUGCAGCGCGUGAAGUUGGCCGGAGCUGGCUCGGGCUUCUGUUACGCCAUUUCCGAGUCGUCUGUUAAUUAAUUUUAUAAUAAAUGUUAAAAAUGCUUAAAAAUACUAAACGGAAUAUCGAAAUUAAG